GUAUUGCGGCAGGCAGGCGAGAUCCAGACGAGGCUGCGCUCGGUUCCUCGCUGCUAUUUUUACCUCGCGCUGCUUUCUUUAGCCCUCAAUAUGAAUAUUGAGCAGACGGCAGGCAGGGACAGCUCCACUGUGCGUCGGAGGGGGGAACUUCAAUAUGCAGCAGUUAGCUCGGCUACGUGACGUUGAGCACUGAGUGCAACUGGCUCCACCCACCAGGGCAUAAUUUAAACAAAUGUUCCAUAUGCACAAAAAGCUUAUUUCUCUCAUUCUGUGCACAAAUGUAUUUAUAUCCCUGUUAGUUAUCAUUUGUCCUUUGCCAAGAUAAUCCAUCCAGCUGAUGUGUGGCGUAUCAAGAAUGUGAUUUAAACAGCAUGAUCAUUACACUGGUGCACCUUGUGCUGGGACAAUGAAAGGCUACUCUAAAAUGUGAAUUUUUUGUCACACAACACAAUGACAGACGUCUCAAGUGUUGCGGGUGCGUGCAAUUGGUCUGCUGACUGCAGCAAUGUCCACCAGAGCUGUUGCCAGAGAAUUGAAUAUUAAUUGUUCUACCAUAAGCUGCCUCGAACGUCGUUAAAAAAAAAAAAGAAUUUGGCAGUAUGUCCAACCGGCCUCUCAAACGCAGACCACGUGUAACCGCGCCAGCCAAGGACCUCUACAUCUGGCGGCUUCACCUGUGGGAUCGUCGGAGGGAGGAGUAUUUCUGUCUGUAAUAAAUCCCUUUUGUGGGGGGAGAACUCAUUCUGUUUGGCUGGGCCUGGCUCCCCAGUUGGUGGGCCUAUGCCCACCCAUGGCUGCACCCCUGCCCAGUCAUGUGAAAUCCAUAUAGGGCCUAAUGAAUUUAUUUCAAUUGACUGAUUUUCCUUUUAUAUGAACUCAGUAAACUCUUUGAAAUUGUUAUUUUUUUUCAGUAUACAUUCCAAUUCUACAGUAAAAAGGUGUCCAUGGACACACAGUAACCGCACCUCCCCUCUUCCCCCACACCUUUCUUAGCGUGCGUAUCCUCUCAGUUGAGGAGCGCCAGUCGCUGUGGUAUCACUUGUGUGCCUGCUUGCGUAGCCCCUUUCUGUGUGGAGCGUCACCGACCGUAAUGCUCGACUCGCGUGAGGGGAAUUUUAAAAUCGUGGUGUGUGACUGAAGUUUAACAAUGGGAAGUUUGGACACAAUGUUCCUUUCUGAGUCCAUGGGUGGAUAUGUUGACUGAAUGGGUGAUGUGCGAUUUAUUACACUAUUAUAUGUAUGUGUGUGUGUGUGUGUAUGUGUAUAUAUAUAUAUAUGAUCUUACCAACAUAUUUUUUUGUUGCAUUUCGGAGGAAUUACAUUUUGGUUAGAAUGAGUAAAUGUAAGUCUUAACAUUGGUUGUUCUCAAAGUAUUCAGACCCCUUCCCUUUUUCUACAUUUUGUCACGUUACAGCCUUAUUCUAAAAUGGAUUCCAUAAAAAAUCUCAUCAAUCUACACACAAUACCCAUAAUAAUGAAGCGAUUUUAGAAUUUUUUGCUAAUUUAUUACAAAUGAACUAACAUUAUUUACAUAAGUAUUCAGACCCUUUGCUAGGAGACCCUUUGAAAUUGAGCUCAGGUGCAUCCUUGUUUUCAUUGAUCAUCCUUGAGAUGUAUCUACAACUUGAUUGCACUCCACAUGUGGUAAAUUCAAUUAAUUGGACAUGAUUUGGAAAGGCACGCACCUGUCUAUAUAAGGUCCCACAGUUGACAGAGCAAAAACCAAGCCAUGAGGUCGACGGAAUUGUCUGUAGAGCUCCGAGACAGGAUUGUGUCGAGGCACAGAUCUAGGGAAGGGUACCAAGACAUUUCUGCAGCAUUUAAGGUCCCCCAAGAACACCGUGGCCUCCAUCAUUCUUAAAUGGAAGAAGUUUGGAAUCACCAAGACUCUUCCUAGAGCUGGCCGCCUGGCCAAACUGAGCAAUCGGGGGAGAAGGGCCUUGGUCGGGGAGGUGACAAAGAACCCGAUGGUCACUCUGACAGAGCUCAAAAGUUCCUCUGUGGAGAUGGGAGAACCUUACAGAAGGACAACCAUCUCUGCAGCACUCCACCAAUCAGGCCUUUAUGGUAGUGGCCAGACGGAAGCCACUCCUCAGUAAAAGGCACAUGACAGCCCGCUUGGAGUUUGCUAAAAAAGCAGCAAGAGCCCGGACUUGAACAUCUCUGGAGAGACCUGAAAAUAGUUGUGCAGCGACACUCUCCAUCCAACCUGACAGAGCUUGAGAGGAUCUGCAGAAAACAAUGACAGAAACUCUCCAAAUACAGGUGUGCCAAGCUUCUAGCAUCAUACACAAGAAGACUCGAGGCUGUAAUCGCUGCCAAAGGUGCUUCAACAAAGUACUGAGUAAAGGGUCUGAAUGCUUAUGUAAAUGUGAUAUUUCAGUUUUUUAUUUUAAUUUUAUAAAUGUGCUAAUUUAUACAAUGUUUUUGCUUUGUUAUUAUGGGGUAUUGUGUGUAGCUUGAGGGAAAAUGUAAUCCAUUUUAGAAGAAGGCUGUAACGUAACAAUGUGGAAUAAGUCAAGGGGUUUGAAUACUUUCCGACUGCACUGUAGGUGUAGAGCACAACGCAAUGGGGGUGACGGGAUAGGAAGUCAAGUCUGGAGGCAUCUGAUGAUGCCUCCUAUUCCCUAUAUAGUACACUACUUUUGAGUCCUAUUGGGCCCUGGUCAAAAGUAGUGCACUUUAUAGGGAAUAAUAGUGUGCAAUUUUGGACGUUCUAUCAUACCUCACAUUAACAUGCCACCUAUACAGUGAGGGUGAAUUAGGAUAUCCACUUGCAACAAAUUAUUUGUCCUUCCCUCCUUGACAACAUUAGUUUAUUGAGGGAAUGGUACUUUUAUAUACUGUAAGGGAGCGGUGUAGCCAUUCAGGAGUUACAGGAGGGAGGGGCUAAGUGGGUACAUAGUCAGUUUUGCAGAUCAGAAUGUCCUACAUUUAAUCUACAAGGAAAUGAUCUUGAGCAAAUCUUUUUUUUGGUGGGGGGGAAUCAGGGUUCAAAAAUUCCUAUUGCCCCUUCAUCUCCUCUCUCCUAUUCAUCUUUCCCGUAGGCAGAUGGCGUGAUAUGCGAACAUGACACUUCCUUCUCUCUCCCACUCACCCUUUCUACCUUAUCUUGUGAAUACCCCCCUCCCAUCCCUCAGUCUCCCCUCUUUUUUAUUCCGACGUGAAUACAGUAUCCAGUGGCCAUGAAAACACACAGUGGUGAAAGUGUGUAAGCAGUAAUGCUCUGAGUACAUACACACACGACUCAUCCCCUGACAGGUGUGUGCGUGCACAAAUCCAUACACCCUACAGUUCCCGUGAGAUUCCGUAGGCAUAUUUAAACUUUUUUAGUGCGAGUUGCAAACCCUUGACGUUCCACAUGUUAAUAGCUCUGUGGAAUGUGGUCGGUGCUGAUUCAGAACCUCUCCUACCGCCCUUACACCCAUUCCGUUCUUUUGGUUUCAGUCUUUCUCGUUUUGUCGGUUCAGCCAACCAAUCCAUGGGACAAUACGGUUGGUGUUCCCUCAAAGAGAAUGUGUUGCUGAGUAGGGUUAAGUCUCGGGUGAAGAAGGGUGGGUGGGGAGGGAGUUCAAGGAGUUCUUGAGUGCAAGAACUUCCAGUCCUGAUGAAACACUGCCCCUGUCAUAUAAUGAACCUAUGCGGUUGCGUUCACAAAACGGUUUGCGGCCAUUUGAACAUAAACCAUAGAACCGUGAAACAGGUUUCCCACAAGAAUUUCCCUGUAUUUAGCGCCAUCCAUCAUUCCUUCAAUUCUGACCAGUUUCCCAGUCCCUGCUGAUGGGGGGGGAAAAACAUCCCCACAGCAUGAUGCUGCCACCAUGCUUCACUGUGGGGAUGGUGUUCUCGGGGUGAUGAGAGGUGUUGGGUUUGCCCCAGACAUAGCGUUUUCCUUGAUGGCCAAAAAGCUUAAUUUUUGUCUCAUCUGACCAGUGUACCUUUGGGGAGUCUCCCACAUGCCUUUUGGCGAACACCAAAUGUGUUUGCUUAUUUUGUUCUUUAAGCAAUGGCUUUUUUCUGGCCACUUUUCCGUAAAGCCCAGCUCUGUGGAGUGUAAGGCUUCAAGUGGUCCUAUGGACAGAUACUCCAAUCUCCGCUGUGGAGCUUUGCAGCUCCUUCAGGGUUAUCUUUGGUCUCUUUGUUGCCUCUCUGAUUAAUGCCCUCCUUGCCUGGUCUGUGAGUUUUGGUGGGCGGCCCUCUUUUGGCAGGUUUGUUGUGGUGCCAUAUUCUUUCCAUUUUUUAAUUAUGGAAUUAAUGGUGUUCUGUGGGAUGUUCAAAGUUUCAGAUUUUUUUUAUAACCCAACCCUGAUCUGUACUUCUCCACAACUUUGUCCCUGACCUGUUUGGAGAGCUCCUUGGUCUUCAUGGUGCCGCUUGCUUGGUGGUGCCCCUUGCUUAGUGGUGGUGCAGACUCUGGGGCCUUUCAGAACAGGUGUGUGUGUGUGUAUAUACUGAGAUCAUGUGACACUUAGAUUGCACACAGGUGGGCUUUUUAACUAAUUAUGUGACUUCUGAAUGUAAUUGGUUGCACCAGAUCUUAUUUAGGGCCUUCAUAGCAAAGCGGGUGAACACAUGCACGCACCACUUUUCCGUUAUUUAUUUUUUAGAAUUUUUUGAAACAAGUAAUUUUUCACUUCACCAAUUUGGACUAUUUUGUGUAUGUCCAUUACAUGAAAUCCAAAUAAAAAUCCAUGUAAAUUACAGGUUGUAAUGCAACAAAAUGGGGAAAAAAGCCAAGGGGGAUGAAUACUUUUGCAAGGCACUGUAUCUCACGAUCAUCUGCUUGGCUCACUAUCCUGCAUACAGCUCCCAUCUAUAGUAGCUCACAAUAUGGCAUUUCUACUUGAGGGAUGCGUUGGUAUACUGUAGUCUUUAGUCUGUCUAUACUCAAUGUGUGUAGCCCAUUGUGCAGGGGAGUGUACCAUCUCCUUCUCUAUAGUCUCGACCUGAUUCUGCAGAUAGCCUUGUGCGACGCAGUCAUUUGCCCAUUGAGGCUUUUCUGCCAAGGAACGUUUCAUUCUUAAGAUAUGGGGGGGAAAUAACCAGAAUCCGCUUCUCUCUUCAUUUUUGACUGCGUUCUCGCUCUCACCCCUUCUCCCUCCUUACACUCAUUAUUGUCCUCUCUCCGUUUCUAUUUUUAGCUACCCCUAGGAUCCCUCUCUCCCUCCCUCCACUCAUUCUCGUGCUCCUUGUUCGUCAUCACUCCUCCCCUCCCUCCUUGUUCCCCCCUCUCCAGCUUGGUGCUAGAGAAUGGCUACUGCCUGUAUGAAUCUUUCAUCAGCCAUGGAUUGGUUCCUCUGUGCUGUUCAUAGUGCACAAUGGUUCGUGCUGGGGGAAUAGUAAGCAUUGGUGCCCACUUAGCUUCCCACCCUAAAAAUCCUGCAUUAGGUGGAUUGGGGGGUGGCUUUGGGUAGUGUUAGCAAGAGGUGUGACUGUUGAUCAGUCAGGCAUGGAAUAGGGGUGAAGCUGGCUAAAAAUAGAUGUGUUUUGUCUUGACAAAGCGAGGAGAGCCGAGAAUGCCACAAGAACAUCCGUCCGGACUCCUUGUACCUCUAGCUAUCCUAUUUUCCCUCCAAUGUCUUUAGUUCCAUGCAAAGUGGUUGCAAGAGAUGAUCUCUUCAGCCAACUGUAAAGAGCAUUGUCAAGAGGCCUUGUUUAAAAUGUAGUUUUAGCUUUAAUGCUAACAUUUAGACCAAAAAAUAAAAUCAUCAGUACCACACGUGAGUUAAUCCACAUGAAAAUGGACGAACAAGAUUGUUGGGUGUGUCUCCUUAACUGAUUUGCGUUUGUCACUGAUUUUUCUUUUGACGCGUUUGCUAUCCAGUCACCCGUGAAGGAUGCAGUACUGUCAACUCUGUUGCUGUACUGAGCUGUUUGAAUAACCCAAAGAAGCAGUCUGACCAGAAAUGAAGGCGUGUCAUGAUUUCGGCUAAGACAGGAAUUUUCUCUGCAAUUAGUUUUUUUCUUUGAAAGCCUUGACAGGAAUUGCAUGAGGACACUUGUGUUACUGUAUAUGUUGGAGCCCCAAUAUUGUAUAUUCCCCACUAUAUGUUAGCAGUCAACACUGUUUCAGGUGUGGUGUAUAGUGACUUGGAGCCAGGCUGCAAAAUGUAAACAGAACCUAUUCAUAGAGCCCUAAAGUGGUGAUAAGCCCAGUCAUUCUGGACGGAAGCUAACUACUGUUUAGUCUAAAUUCCACUAUAGAGCCUGGAAAUACGAUGACAUUGCUAAAGUAGUCAUAUUUAGUAGGAAACAACUUUGCCAGCAUUAUCAUGUCAAAUUUACUUUAGACAGAUGGCAAUGUUGUCUUUAGCUAGCAAAGUUAGUCAGAAAUAGCUAGCAAUGCUAACGUUAGCUAGCUAAAUUCCAGUGGCCUCCCCUCAAUCUUAGCUAGCUAACGUUAUACGGCAUCUAAAGUCAAUCUGGUGACAUCAAUGACAAAAGGUUUUCCUACAAAUAAUUUUCCUCCUUUUGAAUGUCAUUGUAUUGCCAAGCCACACUAAUGCACUUUUGAUAAUCUUCAUCAGCGCUUAUUGACGAUGCAUUGAGUAGAACGCUCAGUCAGACAUCAGUCCAAAACAAACGUUUAAAACAAUAUUGUGACGAAACAUGCAACCAUGAGUACUGACUUUUUUUUUUUUUUUUUUCUCUCCAGUUGUGACGGGAGCCACAGACGGCAUCGGUAAAGUCUAUGCGGAGGAGGUGAGUUUCCUGCAUGACCCCUCAUUUAUUUCAUUUCCUCCAUGGGAAAAGCUCCAUGACGCACAGGCCAUGGUAGGGAGGGAGGGCUCUUCCAGGCCUAUUAUUGUGGAAAAGGGCCCUUGCACGCACACUUGUUUUUCUAUCCUUGUGGGGACCUAAAAUUAAUUUCCAUUCCAAAUCCUAUUUUCCCCUUACGCCUAACCCUAAUUGUAACCCUAACCCCUAAGCUUAAAAUAGCCAUUGUCCUUGUGGGAAAUGUCCCCACGCGGGAUCAUUUUCCUUGUUUUACUAUCCUUGUGGGGACGUUGGGGGAUUUCAGGUCCCCGCAAGGAUAGAAGGACAGGACCACACGAGCGUGGUGGUUACAAGGCUACCACUCAGCUCCAUGUUGAGUUGGAGCACCCUUGUCAAUGGGCCAUGCAUGUGUUUAGAGGAGUAGUGAAGGCUUAGUCAAGACAGUUGGCCCAGGCAACAGUGAAACUAGAUUCCUAUUGAACCAUUUUAAGUCUCCAUUUUAAGAACAGUAGAGUUCCCUGGUUCAAUACAGUUUUCAGUGAUUGUGGUUUACCGGUGUUCUAGUGUACUCAUCCAUCUUUCUCUUUCAGCUCGCUCGUAAAGGGUUCGCCAUGAUGCUCAUCAGUCGCUCCCAGGACAAGCUGGAUGAUGUCGCCAGGCAGCUUGGUAAGUGUGUGUGUACCCCUUUCUGACUGUCUGUCGGACAUUCUAAUGGGUGGAGUAUAGUGUGUGUGCCUCGUCAACCAAGUCUCUACGUCUGCUGAUGUACAAGAUAUGGCCACUGUAAAAAGAUUCCCCAGCCCUCGCUAAAGGCUAGCCUGUGUACGUCAUUACAGAACAUUGGCAUACACAAACCUCGGCGAAAGCCUGGAAGCCUUUCAGAUGGAAAGCUGUAGGGUGUUGGAAGAGGAGGAUGUCCGUAUGGGCAGGCCUGCCUUGACGCAUGUCCGUUUGUCCCCUUUCCCUUAUAGCCCUUAGGUUCCUUUUUGGGGUGUGGAAUUGGGUGUAUAUAUUGGUUGAUUUUGAAGAUUCUCAGUGCUGUGCAAUUGUUUUUCAGGUGCCGAAUAAAACAAAUCGAAUGCAGAAAAGAUACCAGCACACUGACAAAAGGGGAGAUGUUUUAUUUUAAAUGAGCAUGACCAAAAUCGUAUGUUUGGUUGCAUAAGUCAGUGGUCAUGUUUCCUCACUGCGUUUUAAUGGAUGGUCCUUUAUUUUGGAAAAUUACACCCUAUUCUUAUACAUUCUGGCCUUCCGAUGAUGCCACUGUAAAAGCGACUGGAUUCUGUUCUCCUAAGCCGUCACCUUGGGUGCAAUUUCCCCUGUCGUGCCGACGGUUCACAGAGGGGGGUGAUGGGUAGUCACGAGCAGGGCUCAAUGUUCCAAACCCCUGGCAACCCAAACCUACCUAAUCUGGUAGCCCGACUCCCCAUACCAACCCUGUGACCAACUCCAACUCUUUCCCCCUCAGUCUUGGACCCUUUAUUAAUUUUAAAAAAUUCUCAAUGGCACCAGCUAAAUAUAGCUUCAUGAAUAUAGUGUGUCGGUUCAUGGGGAUAUUCCAGCCCACAAGACUUCUCUCUCUCCUCUUGUGAAAAUGUCACCCCUAUCCAGCAGUGGUCACUCCUGCCUGCGUAUCCCUCUCUGUGACUGGCGCAUCCUGGGAAUUUUCCUCUCGGAAUUUACCGGCUUGCCCAUCAGACAAACAAGUCUUAUACAUGCUAAUUGCAGCAGGCAUGUCAAGGGAAGGAGAGGGACAGGAGUUUUCAGGGUUAUUUGUUGGUACACAGCACCCUCUCCUGUUUGAGAAGAGGAAAGUUGUGUAUUUUCAAUGGCAGCUUUGGUGUUCGAUGGGGCAACCGCUGAGUGUGUGUGAUUAACCCAACUCUAUUUUCCUCCUGUCCACAGAGGACCAGUACAAGGUGGAGACCAGGACCAUCGCUGUGGACUUUGGCCUGUCGGACAUCUACCCUAAGAUCGAGGCUGGACUGGCUGGACUGGAUAUCGGAGUGCUGGGUAGGUGUUCCUUUGGUCUCGCCUUCCUCACCGUUUGGCUCUGUAUACCACAUGUCUGCACACUACAUUAUCCUGUCUCUCUACACUGAGUGUACAAAACUUUAGGAACACCUUCCUAAUAUUGAGUUGCACCCCUUUUUGCCCUCAGAACAGCCUCAAUUCGUCAGCGUUCCACAGAGAUGCUGGCCCAUGUUGACACCAAUGCUUGCCACAGUUGUGUCAAGUUGGCUGGAUGUCCUUUGGUUGGUGAACCAUUCUUGAUACACGGGAAACUGUUGAGUGUGAAAAACCCAGCAGCGUUGCAGUUCUUGACACACUCAAACCGGUGCGCCUGGCACCUACUACCAUACCCCGUUAAAUAUUUUGUCUUGCCCAUUCACCCUCUGAAUGGCACACAUACACAAUCCAUGUCUCAAUUGUCUCGAGGCUUAAAAAUCCUUCUUUAACCGGUCUUCUCUCCUUCAUCUACACUGAUUUUUGAAGUGGAUUUAACAAGUCACAUCAAUAAGGGAUCAUAGCAUUCACCUGGUCAGUCUGUCAUGGAAAGAGCAGGUGUUCCUAAUGUUUUGUACACUGUCCCCACAAACCACAUACUGUCAUCGGUCUCAUAAUCAACACUGAUAAACGACGCUUGCGUGCAUGCACACUUUUGCCGUUGGGCUUUUAUUUGACGACAGUCGUGCAGAGGUGUGUGUGAUUCUGUCAUUGUUUUUACAUUUCUAUAUUCCCAGCACCAGAACAGACUGACAAUGUUGUGUGGCAUGCAUGUUAGCGUUUUGCUUACUGUCUGUCAGUCUUGAGUUCUAACCCUGGAGUUACCUGGGCAACACUAGGCUAAAGCAAUACAAGUGGUAAGCUUUUGAGGCAGUGGUGUCAUUUAUAAUUAGACUCCUACUAGUGUUUUUAUUUUUUUAUUCAAAAGUACCUCAGGAGUUUUAUUAGUAUGUGUUAGUACAGAAAGAUGUCUGUCCACAUUCUUGGGGUGUGACAAUGUCACAUUCAGGUAAUACAUUGUUCUUUGUGAGAGAGCCCAUAAGUUCAUGUGCUGCUUGGCUUGCUCUUCCAGUUUAAGGUGCGGUUGUAUGGUUCUUUUCUAAAAACAACAUGUUAUGAACGCCUGGCUCUCAUUUGGAAGGUCCUGCUGCCUCCUGGUGGUUCGGAAGUGUAAAGCCACCAGUUUUAAUUUUAUUAUUUGCAGUAACAAUGGUCUCAUUGUCUUCUAUUUUAUUCAACAGUGAAUAAUGUGGGGAUCUCCUAUCCCUACCCUGAGUACUUCCUGCAUAUUCCUGACCUGGACAACGUGAGUUUUUCUUGAGUUAAUUCUGUUGAGUGAAGCACAGGGUCACCAUUGGUUACUUGAGACCUCUUCAAAUUUUAUUGGUCACAUACACAUGUUUUUCAGAUGUUAUUGCAGGUAUAGCGAAAUGCUUGUAAACCAAUUGUGUCAAUUAGGCUGCGUUUUACACAGGCAGCUGAAUUCAGUAAAAUGUAUUUACGAAUUGGUCUUUCGAACAAUCAGCUUUUUUGCCAGUAAUUGGGCAAAAUAUCAGAAUGGGGCUGCCUGUUUAACAUAGCCAAAGUUCCUAUCUGUACUGUACUUUAGCAGUAGCUAACAGAAGGGACUCACUUGCCUUUGGAGUUAAGAGGGUAGAGUAGGUGUAAAAAGCUAAUUGUUAUUUUUCUUCAUUCUAGUUCAUCACCAACAUGAUCAACGUCAACAUGACCUCUGUUUGCCAGGUAAUAGUUAUCUUGCUUCUGUAGCAGUUCUAUGCGUGUAUACAUCUAUACCAUGGGGCAGCUCUAUGCAUGUAUCUAUACCAUAGAUAUUCAUCUAGUUUUUCAGUGCUUAUUGUACAGAUUGUGUGCACGUUGUCUGUCCGAGGCAAAGUAGUGGUUUAGUUGUGCAACAUAUUGACCAUACACUGGCACAGAUGGCAUGUCGAUGGGCGUCCGUGUUUCACACUUCCCCUUCUCCUCCACUGUUGCUGCCAUGCAACCUGCAGUUUCCCAGCGGUUCCCAGAGCAACGGUGAACUACACCAACGCUGUCUGUGUUCACCACCCACGCACUACCAUUUCUUCCCCCGCUUUCGCUCUCUUUCUCUCGCUCGCCCUUGCCUCCCACGCGGCUGAAAUGUAUCAAUGUGCCAUACAUCUCCCAUAAUGCCACUGGGGUAAAUCUGUAGCGGUAAUGUAAACUUCCUCGCUGGUCCUGUAUGACUUAAUUCCCUUGGCAUUCACAGUAUUUUUUUUAUAGAUCACGUUAUCGUCCAUUGAAAUGGCAAUUUGUCUGGAAGUUGAAUAUUUGUAUAAAAUGUAACAUGUAGUUGUGUCCCAUAUGGUCUCUUUUUCAUAUGUACGGUGUAUGGCACAGCCAGUGUGAUUCCUGACCAUGCUGUUUUGUCAGGUAAUUGACCUGUUGCUCAGGAGUUGACCUUUUCUCGUUCCCUGCUCCCUUUUCAGAUGACUCGUCUAGUUCUGCCCAGAAUGGUUCAGAGGUGAGUUUGUUCUCUUUGAGUGCUAUUGCCACAUUUAUUAAUUAACUUUUAUUUGAUGCUAUUGAUAGUCUGUUCAAGUUUGUCUCGGAUGCAGUUCUUUUUAAAUGGGUUUUACACGCUCAUCCACAUGACAAUGCUGCGCUGUAAAACUACAGAUGCUAAAUCAAAUCCUUUGUCAACCUGAGUUUUUUUUUUUUUUUUUACGCCCUCCCUCUAAUACUAUCCUGGUACCAGUCUGUUUAGCUAUCAUCCCACUGCUUGCGAUUCCUUUUCAUAAGGGAACAGGCUGGCACCCAGGCUAUUCUAAUGCUGGAACCUACAUUAGAAAAGCCUAAAUGUUCUCCAUUAGAAUGACCAUGAUAUGAAGACAUAGGUUUCAUGUGUUUAGGACAUGAGUUCAACAGUGUUAUACAGAGGAUGCCCUUCUACCCAGCUCCAACUCCCCUCCUCCUUUCUAUCCCCUUUGUUCCCCAUUUUGACCAGCUGCUUUUCAAUUCACACGAAGUGCACCCUCUUCCGAUUUGGCUCUGAUGAAUCACAUGGGAUCUCUGCACCAAUGGAAAGGCGGGGCACAUUUAGUGCCAUGUGAGGGGCUAUCCAACCCCGUUUUCACUGCAGCAACCGGGGUGCUAACUGCGUGAGCAAGCCGCUACCAUGGCAACCCGCAUAGCGACUGAUGUAGUGUGUAUGGCAGUGUACAGUGGCACUAGGCUGCUUGGACUCUUUUGUGACGGACAGGAGGCUCUUUUGGCACUCCGUGGCAGAAAGAAAAACUCGUAAUUCACUUUGGUUUUUGUGUUUCAGGUCCAAAGGUGUGGUCCUCAACAUUUCCUCUGCCAGUGGCAUGUACCCCGUCCCUCUUCUGACUGUGUACUCCUCUUCCAAGGCAAGUGCCAAUGGUAGACCUCCACACAUACACACACACACACGGUUAUACAUUCUAAAUAUACACACUUUAUAUACAUUGCAUCAGUAACUCCACAACUGCUAGUAAAUGUAUGAAUGCUUUUCUGUCCCCUACCAUUGAUCCUGUUUAUCUUCACACUGAUGAUUUGGUGAACGGUUUCAACGACUUUAGACUCUGUGGCACCAGAUAUUACAGCACUUAUGAAGGCAUAAGGCCGACACGUAUGCUCUGUUCCUUUAUUUUUAUAUAGCACUUUCAAUUUUGUAUUCUUUCGAGCAUGGAUUAAAUUAAUAGUAUUUUUGCAUCUCGGCCUCCUUGGGUUAUUCAUUUUCAUGGUUUUGAGUGCUAGUACUUUUUGAACUCCACAGAUAUUUUCUCUCCCACGCACCGGCUGCCUUUUCAUUCUAGCCUGAGCGCAAACCCUCAUACUGCCUUUCUAGGUACCAGAUAUACAGUACCAGUCAAAAGUUUGGACACCUACUCAUUCAAGGGUUCUUUAUUUUUACUAUUUUCUACAUUGUAGAGUAAUAGUGAAGACAAACUAUGAAAUAACACGUGAUCUUGUAGUAACCAAAAAAGUGUUAAACAAAUUAAAAUAUAUUUGAGAUUCUUCAAAGUAGCCACGCUUUGCCAAACCAGAUGUGAUGGUGUAUCGCUACAAAAUGCUGUGGUAGCCAUGCUGGUUAAGUGUGCCUUUUUGAAUUCUAAAUAAAUCACUGACAGUGUCACCAGCAAAGCACCCCCACACCAUAACACCACCUCCUCCAUGCUUCAUGGUAGGAACCACACAUGCAGAGAGCGUCCGUUCACCUACUCUGCAUCUCACAAUGACACACAACGGUUGGAACCGGGAGUGUGCAAAGCUGUCAAGGCAAAGGGUGGCUAUUUGAAGAAUCUCAAAUAUAAAAUAUAUUUUGAUUUGUUUAAAACAAUUUUUUGGUUACUACAUGAUUCCAUAUGUUAUUUCAUAGUUUUGAUGUCUUCACUAUUAUUCUACAAUGUAGAAAAUAAUAAAAAUAAAGAACCACCCUGGAAUGAGUAGGUGUGUCCAAACGUUUGACUGGUACUGUAACUAAUAAAACAAAUUGUCUGCCAGUGUCUCAUCCUGGUUAAAUGACCACACUCGUGCUUUAAAAAGUAACAUAGAAAUGCUGAACGUAAAUGGAAGACCUGCGAACAUCAACUAUUCUAUGAGAUAAUUAAGGAUAUGAUGAAGUUACAAUGUUGCUGUUAAAGAUGCAAGAGCGAACUACUUCUCUACCCUGAUCUCUGUACUUCCACAACUCAAAUUCUGUGUAAGACAAUUGAGCAUUGUUGUUGGUUUAUUGUAUUAUAUCAUGAUGUGAAGCACUUUGUUACUUGUAUUGAAAAGCACUAUACAAAAAAGUUAUUGGUGCCCAUCACAGGAGGCUGCUGAGGGGAGGACGGCUCAUAAUAAUGUUCAGAACGGAGCGAAUGGCAUGGCAUCAAACACAUGGAAACCAUGUGUUUUGAUGUAUUUGAUACCAUUCCACUCCAGGCAUCACCACGAGCCUGUCCUCCCCAAUUAAGGUGCCACCAACCUCCUGUGGUGCCCAUCCAUCCUCCAUACUCUACACAUUUUCCAUAGUACGAUUUGUUACAUAUAGAAAUGAUGGCAAAUGAGUAUUAUUAGCAAAGCUGUGUUUUUUGGUUAUCCCAUUCUUACAGCUGGAGUUCAGUAGGGGAAGUGGUAAUAAUGGUCAAUAUCUCUUCUCUCCUUUAGGCUUUUGUGGACUUCUUCUCCCGGGGACUUCAGGAGGAGUACAAGGCAAAGGGAAUCAUUGUCCAGGUGAGAACACUCAUCCUGUUCACCUGGGCCACUUUCAGCAGGACACAAUGUGGGCCAACGUUCAGAUAGACUUGUAUUAUGUAGAACAAACAUGCUUCUCUGGCAUUUAUCUGCAACGUUCCACAACGUCUGUGUACUGAACAUGGUCCCGUUAGCUACUAGUGGCUUUCCGGUUCUUAUGACCUCUGACAGUUCCACAAAGGUAGCUAGUAUGGCUUCUUCUUGCGGACUGAUCCUCAGCACAGUACCGCACCAUACAGUCAUGCCUCCCUUUUUAUGGCUCACGCUACAAGGCUGUUCUUUGUUUAACUCCUUGUGACCUGUUGAAGUAACUCAUCUUUAGCGUGGAUACAUUUGCUGUAUAUUAUACAUUGUUUCAUUUUUAAGCUAACCUGUCUGUCCUCCAGAGCGUGCUGCCCUUCUUUGUGGCGACCAAGAUGACCCGUAUCAGGAAGCCCACACUGGACAAGCCCACCCCGGAGCGCUAUGUGGCGGCUGAGCUGACAACCAUCGGACUGCAGGACCAGACCAACGGCUACUUCCCCCACGCAGUCAUGGUACGGACCCACCGCUCAUCUCCCCUUUUUGGUUUUGUUUGAAACCGAAAAACUAAUGUCUUGUUGGACAAAUCCAGGGGUGUAUUCACUAGGAACUAAAUGGAAGCCAAACGACACAAACAAAACAACUGUGAGGGACUUAUCUGAAUUUGUCCAAGAAAAACUUGUUUACGUUGCAAAACGUUUUCGGUUUGGAGUAAAGUUUUUUUUUUUUGCAGAAAGUUUUGCAACUGUUUGCUAUGGGCUUCGUCUCUAAGGGCGUUUUCACACAAUUUUUAGCUAUAGUUCGAAUCAGAGCUAGACUAUUUGUUACAUUAGGUUUUUUUUUUUUUGGUCUGGCUGGUUUCACAUUGCAAAAUGUCAAACAAACAAAAAUUCCUAAACAAAACCACAUGUCCGUGCAAGUCAUUUGUUUAUUGGUCAAAAAUUAUCAAGUUAAAUCCAUUUACAGUAUCACUUCAAUCAUACUGUGUCCCAAACUUCAUAUUAUUUUCACUUUGGUCUUCCAACAACAUGCAGGAGCAAACUGCGCAAUAGCUGUUAUAACUGCGACGUGAAUGGGCUAUAUUCCGUAACCUACUGUAUAGCCCUCGUCUCCCCUAACCUGCAUCGGAUGCACUCAUAAAUGCGCUGCUACUCACAUAAUGUUUCAGAUCUCAAGUUAUAUGAUGCUGCAUGCAUUUCAUCAAAUGCUUGCCGUCAAACAACCAAUAAUAAUGGUGAACUCUGGUUAUUUUCCUGUGUUUGAUCCGGACUGUGUUCUCCCCUGCAGCGAACCGCACCACGGUACGAAUUGAAUCAGACCGAGCCAGAGACCACCCUUUUUGAGUGAACCACAGUGCGUUGUUUAGUGCGCUCCCAAGUGCCGAUUAGCAUUUAUACCAGUCCAAACGAAGCUAACUAAGGGGUUAAAUGCACCAGAGUUCUGGAAACUGAAUCAAACCAAUUUGGUGUGGAAGCCCCCCUAACUGAACACACCCAAUGUACUCCCUCCCUUUUUCAGUUAGUUUUCCUCCAUUUGGUGCAGAGCAUUCCGUUUAAGAAAUGUGAUGUGUAGAACUGAUAUGAUCAAUCAGUUUCACAUCACUGAAUAGUGAAUUUGUCCUCAAUGUGUAUAUGUCCACACUGAGUGCCAACUAACCUCUGACCUUUGUCCUCUGUGUGUCCUCAGGGCUGGCUGACCACUGUCCUGGUGCCCAUCAACCUGGUCAUCUACUUUGGGGCAAGAAUGAACCGAGCCCAGCGUACUGGCUACCUGAGGAGGAGAAAGCUGAGGGAGCUGGCCAACCAGAGCAACGGGAAGAGCGACGGGCUGAAGAGCGACUAA
Coregonus sp. 'balchen' is the source of this 15828-nucleotide messenger RNA. The record is from the annotation of a GenBank genome assembly. Lineage: Eukaryota; Metazoa; Chordata; Actinopteri; Salmoniformes; Salmonidae.